Molecule: messenger RNA, 1578 nt
Organism: Ruditapes philippinarum (Manila clam)
Lineage: Eukaryota; Metazoa; Mollusca; Bivalvia; Venerida; Veneridae
Exons: 7
Coding region: 255-1178 (307 amino acids)
Biological process (GO): phosphatidylcholine biosynthetic process
Source: RefSeq, a predicted model, not a curated record
AGUAUCUUUAGUCAAGUGUAUGUUGAAACUGAAAAUCUUAUAUUAUUACGGAUUUGUUUGAAUUUAAUGCAUCGAAGAUAAACUAAUAUCAGAAUUAUUGUAUGCGUAUAUACUAGUAAAUGUAUGAUAGAAUUUUUUAUAAACUAUCUUGCAAUAUGUGAUAUAAAUGUGCGUAAAAUCGAAUAAAAAUAUGCAUCAUAUUUAAAAAGUAACAAUAGAAUAAGAAAAGAGGAAACGCGAAUUUUUUGUGAAAUAUGGAUAACUCGGAACAACGCACAACAAUGAUAAAGUUUGAGGAAAUAGAUAGAAUGAAUAAUGACUCGAGAAAAUCUUCAGUUCUUUGUCGAGACGUGAAAGGUGUACGUUUAAACGAGAAGUGUACGUUCACGUGUACGUGUGCUGUUAUAGUACUGUUGUCACAGGGAAUGGUGAGCUUUCCCUGGCUAAUACCGUACAUAUAUGCUCUACUAACACCGGUCCUCGUCACAAUACGUAUUGUAAUGUACUGGAGAAAAAGAUGGCAUUACUUUCUGUUAGAUUUUUGUUACUAUGCAAACAUGUUUUGUCUAAUAUUUCUUUGUUUUCCGAGCAAUGGCAUUAUUUUCUCGAUCAUGUUUUCGUUAUCACUUGGUCCAUUAAUAUGGGCUAUACCAAUCUACAGAAACUCGUUGGUUCUGCACAGUAUUGACAAAGUUACAUCUACAUAUAUCCACAUACUUCCACCAAUACUCUCGUUCGUAGCUCGAUGGUAUCCGAAGGAAGUGUCGAUCUAUUGGUACACCGAGUUUCUACCAGAGAUGCCGGAACUGUCUGCUUUAUGGAUAUAUAUUAUACCAUUUGCUGCAUUUGUCAUACAUAGUUUGAUAUAUUCGCUCGUGGUUAAUGUCUUGAACAGUUCUAGCAAAGAGGUUUCUAGUUAUAAUUACCUUGGCGAAAAAGAAGACAGUUUUCUGUAUAAAUUGUUUAAUUGCGUGGGAAAAAGGUACCGUUGUGGUAUGUUUUAUGUUUGGAACUGGAUAUUUUGCGCUCUUACGUUGUGUGGGUCGGUGUUGUGUUAUUAUUCAUUCACUAUAAACUGGAUAUGCAUUCUUUUCCUCAGUUUGACUGCUAUAUGGAACGGUGCUAGUUAUUAUGUUCACGUGUUUGCCGUACGAGGAUUUGUCGAGGAAAUUGAAUAAUUGACAUUUAUAGCGCUAAAUAAAUGUGAACAUGUGUUUAAACUAAAUUGUAAUCAUUAUUUAUCCAUUUGUAAUAUAUUGACUGUAUAACCUAAUCAUUAAUCAUCCAAAGAGCUGAAGGGAGACAACUCUACUUAAUAGUUUGGAACUAGACCCUGUGUGUUUAUACUUCAAUAAGCGCAUAAAAUAAUGUUGAAAGAUAUAAAUGACACCAUCAAGGUGUAUUAGGAUUUUCAUAAAACCCGUAUGACUGUAAAAAUCAAGUGUCAAGUUUCUUGAAUGUAUAUAUACAUAUAUGCUGUUAUUUCGUGAUUUUCUAAAUGAAGUUUUAUUUUAAAUGAGUUUUAUCAUUUAAAUUGUAGCAUGUAGAAAGAUAGAAAAUAUAUAUUGUAUAUUCAUA